GAAGUAGCGACGGACAGAAGGGGCGGGACGGCACCCCCACGGCGCUGUGUGGCGCUGGGACUCAGGCCGCCCGCCCUUGCCCCCCCAUGACGGUGCACAACCUCUAUGUCUUCGACCGGGCCGGCACCUGCCUGCACUACAGCGAGUGGCACCGGCGCAAGCCGCCCGGCAUCUCCCAGGAGGAGGAGUUCAAGCUGAUGUUCGGGAUGCUGUUCUCCAUCCGCUCCUUUGUGGCCAAGAUGAGCCCUGUGGACAUGCGCGACGGCUUCCUGUGCUUCCAGACCAGCAAGUACAAGCUGCACUACUAUGAGACGCCAACGGGGCUGCGCUUUGUGCUCACUACUGACCUGGGCGUGGGCAGCGCCCGUGAUGCCCUCCAGCACCUCUACAGCAAUAUCUAUGUGGAGCUGGUGGUGAAGAACCCGCUGUGCCCGCUGGGUGAACCGGUGCAGAGUGAGCUCUUCCGUUCCCGCCUCGACGCCUUCGUGCGUGCCCUGCCCUUCUUCUCUGCCCGUGCUGCCUGACACCCCCCCCCCAUGACACCGGAGCCUCCUGCACAACUGAGAAAGGAACCCAGGUGUCCUAGCCCCCUCCCUCCCCCCCGCCCCUCCUCCUCAUCCUGGCCAGCACGAGGAGACCCAGGCAUCCAGGAGGAGCUCUCACAGUCUAAUAAAGCUCUCUCUGUGACA
This is a messenger RNA of Alligator mississippiensis (American alligator), 689 nucleotides long. RefSeq names its product trafficking protein particle complex subunit 1 (gene TRAPPC1). The record is from RefSeq and is a predicted model, not a curated record. The transcript is spliced from 4 exons. NCBI's taxonomy places the organism in Eukaryota, Metazoa, Chordata, Crocodylia, Alligatoridae. Bases 87 to 524 code for a protein of 145 amino acids. Gene Ontology annotation, cellular component: TRAPP complex. Gene Ontology annotation, biological process: endoplasmic reticulum to Golgi vesicle-mediated transport.